GUGUGUGUCGGUGUGCUAGCAUCCUGUAGCAAGUUCUUCACUCAAGGAUAACAGUCGUAAAAGCACAACAAUAUAACUGGAAGCCCAUAAUGCCAGGUAGUUCAGCCUAAUUAAAAGAGAGAGGGCAAGUGGAACAAAGGCCAAGAAGAUUGCCUUGUGGUGAUGCGUGAAUUUUCGUAACAACAGCAAAGAGAAAAAAAAUUACAAAAAAUAAAAAAAAGGGGAAAAAAACAUUGGCAACAUUUCGUGGUUGUUUUCAGCGAGUUGAUUCCGUUUUUGUUUGUGUUUGCCUGCCUUGCCGGAGCACGCGUGUGUCUGCGUUACCUUGGACAAGAAUAAACCAUCCAAACAUCCUGCAGCAACCAAAGCAGCCGAACAUCCAAGGCAUCCCAGCACCCAGGCAUCCAUCUACUUGCCCAUUGUGGUUGUUCUUGGGCUCUUUCUCCUCGGCGCGGCCUCACGUUCAUCCUCAUCUUUUGUGAAUCCUUGGCGCAGCAGAUUCUAGUUGGUGGCCUACUCUGAAGAAAAUGUUUGAAUAGAGAUGGCCAAACUUUCACGACGUGCCUCGUCGUCUGCAGCAACGCCCGCCACAGCAACAACAGCAAGUACAGCAACUACAGGAGCAACAUCGGUCAACCCAAGUCAUGCCACAGGCGCCGCACAGCAACGAGAGGAGCAGCAACAGCCACUGGGAGAAGGUCAGCAAUAUACAAAGCAGCAGCAGCAGUUGCAACAUCAGCAGCAGCAACGCAUUGCACGUCGUGCCGCCAGCAACAUCAACAUCAACAGCAGCAGCAGCAACAACAACCGACCCCAAGCAGCAGCGCUCAUUGACACGAGUCCAGAUGUCCUCCAUGAGAAUCCACCGCCAUCACCGACACCGGCGGCGCUUUCCAACCACAGCAGCAACAGCAACAGCAGUAGCAGCAACAGCUACCACAGCAACACUGCCACGCCCACAGCACCCGCCCACGCCCACGUCACGGCCACGCCCUACAUGCCGCUGCUGCCGCCGGGCGAGCGGAAUCUGACGGAGGCGGAAAAUGCGGCGGAACGGGCCAGGAUCCGGGAGGAGUUCUUCGCCACCUAUGACGUGAUGACGGGCGUCCGGAUAGCCGCCACUUUGGGCGGCUUCUUCGGCCUGAUGGUCUUCCUGAUCGUCUGGAAGAGCCGGAGCAGCAGCAACGAGACCCUGAAAGUCCUCAAGGAUCCCAAAAUGGCGGCAGUGGCCGCGGUUUGCAUGCAGGAGGAGGAGGAGCGCGAGAUCCACGACGCCAUCGUGGCCACGGGAAUGUCCAUUUAUCCGGAUGAGUACGAUGCGAUGGUCUACCGCCGGCAGCGGAUGCUCUCGCUGGGCAACGUGAGUGCUCCGCCGCUGCUGAACCGGGGAUAUCGCUGUGGUUCCAUGGGUGGCGUCGGCGUGGGUGUUCCCGUGGGCUACAGCUACCUGCUGGAGCCGCCGCGUCGCUUCUCCUACUCCUCCAUGUCCGGCGGCGGAGGAGGCCCGCCCGGUUCCGGUCACGUGGGUCGUCGCAAGAGUGGCUCGGAAUCCUCGCGCAUCUUCAGCAACUAUCCCAUGGGCGGCAGCUUUGGAACGGAUGACUACUUCGUGGAGACGGAGGACGAGCUGGAGGCGGAGGAGUACCUGCAGCCAGGUGCCGCGGCAGAUGAGCCGGACGAACGGCAGCUUCACCAGAGGACGGACUCCACGCGCAGCAAGCCGGGAUUUCUGUCCGUACCGAUGGCGGGUCACGACUCGCGGCGCAGCAGUGCCAUGACCUGCUGCAGCACCGAUAGCUCCUACCUGGAGCGGCGCACCUCCGCCUACAUGGGUGGCUGCAUGGGCAACCUGCCGACGACGCUGCAAAGGAAGCUAUCGACUGCCUCGCGGACAUCGAGCAUCGACAACUGGGACUACUACUACCCGGAUAUCCAGGUUAUACAGCCGACGCCCAAGGCCUCGCCCUGUCCCUCGGAGCGCAGUGUCCACGAGGGAUCGAUACCGGGAUCGAGGAGCUCCUCCAAUCUGAGUGCCAGCAACAUCAGGCGAAAGCACAGCAUCGUGUCCUACGAUCCGGAUAGUGCGCAUUCCGGCCGGGAGCAGCAGAUCCAUUCGAUCAGUGCGGACACCGUGGACGUGUAUCCUUAUAACCAAGAGGAUCUUCCCAAGCCGGUGCAGUCGGCCCCGCCCACUGCGUUCCACUUCUGCGACUCGCCCUCCGAGGAGCUGCGUCUGGGUGUCCGGCGGAAGCUCACUUUGGUGGAGCUGCAGCGCAACGAGAGCAACAACAAUAGCUUUCCCUACACGGCCAAUGCAGCGGUUCCUCCUGCUGCUCCCUCAACUGGGGUGACCAGUUCCAGCGUGGACAGCAGUGUGGACAGCACUCCCGCCAGUCUGGAGCGGCUGAAUGGAGCGGGUAGCGCCGGAAGCGCCAGCUUGGCCACCAUUUCGGUGUCCAACAAACUGCCGCCGGCGCUGAUGGGCAACAACAAUCCGGAGAAGCGAGCUCCGUUGGCCUCGUUAAGUUCCUUCAAGAUCUCCUCGCUGGAGUGCCCCGACUCGGAGCUGCGCUCCCUGGACGAGGAUUCGGUUUUUGGGCUGGAGAGUCCGGCGGACACGGACGAUGAUAUGCAGCAGCUGAGCAGCGACAGCGAGGAGCAGGAGGCGGCUGCCCAGGCGCAGGCUCAGGCCGCCUCCCUAAUCCGGUCAAGUGGAGGAGGAGGUGGUAAUGAAACGAAGCCCAAUCCUCUGCUGCCCGUCAAGCGGAUGAGCCUGACCAGCUCGGGGGGAUUGCCCAGUGGAGUAGCGGGUGGUGGAGGAGCGCGACCACGGAGACCGCUGCUCCAGAGGCAUCGCACCAUCAGCGUCACCUCCAGCGAUCGGGUGGCGCUGAUCAAUCAGCCCCUGCAGCUGCAGCAGUUCCACAUGGGCCUGCCCAUCCAGGCGGAGGCGCCACCGCUGGAAACCCACUUUGGUGCCGUGGUUAGCCAGAGUCCUCCGCGGCGUGCACCGCUGCUGCAGCAGUACAGUGAUCCGCAGACGACGACGACGACCACAACGACCACGACGACGGAGGAGGACACCUGCUCCACGCUGAACACGGAACUGGGUCUGGUGGAGGCUUCCUCGGGAGCAGCACUUGCCGGCGGUGGAGAGUCAGCCAACCAAACGCAGUACAGCAGCCUCAACACGGUGAUCAGCAUGGGAAGGUCCACGCCCAGUCCCAUUACCAUUCCCAUUCCCAUCUCCGUUCCCCAACCAGCCAAGCAGCCAGCUCAACUGCCAACGAAUGCCAUCCGGCUGCAGCACGAUCCCUGCCCCUCGUCCGUCUCCGACUCGGUGAUAGCCACCCGGCAGCAGCAGAGCAUCUGCAUGCCCGCCUCCCUCAAGGAUCUCAUCCUGCGCAAGGGAGCGGGUACAGCCAGUCGGAGUGCCACCAAUUUGAGCUGUGAGAGUGGAACUGCGCCGCCCGCCGUCAUGCUGGAGCUUCCCCUGAUCCGGCUGCCCAACGAGGAGGAGGAGGAGGAGAAGGAGCAGCACGAGGGGCAGGAGCAGCAGGACGGCGAGAAGCGCGAUCCCAGCCUGCCCGGAACUUCCAGGAAAUGGUCCAAGGAGACACUCUUCUAGCCCAGCUGGUUUCCACUGCUCCCACGAAGGCAGUUCCCCGGGCCGGGCCACUAUUUAAGAGCUUAGCAACUGACUUUGAACGCAUGCUGAUGGGAUCUGCAGUGAAAGCGCCCCCUAGAGGACAAAAUUGGAACUGAAGAUUCCUUUAAA
This is a messenger RNA of Drosophila takahashii, 3778 nucleotides long. Lineage: Eukaryota; Metazoa; Arthropoda; Insecta; Diptera; Drosophilidae. The record is from RefSeq and is a predicted model, not a curated record.